Messenger RNA from Pieris macdunnoughi, 873 nucleotides. The record is from the annotation of a GenBank genome assembly. NCBI's taxonomy places the organism in Eukaryota, Metazoa, Arthropoda, Insecta, Lepidoptera, Pieridae.
AUGCCUGAGCUAGGAACAGUGAUGCGAGCGAUGGAAUUGCAGCGACUGAUUGAAGACAAAGUAUCGGAGUGGCGAGAGAGGUCAGCUCGGGUCGCGGGUACAAGUGUGGCCGACUCUUAUCAGCAACCACUCAACUUCAAACGACACAAGUACAGACGCAAAAACAGCGCUGAAAUAAACAGAAUUAUCGCAAAAUACUCGAAAGUUAAAAGGACAGACGAACGACACUCUGUCCUGCAGACGUGUCCCGAAGAGCCGCCAGUCCCGCCCGCCAGGCUAAAGAAGGUACGAAGCAAGUUUUCCAAGAGCGAAGACAAUCUUGCUAAUAUUUGUGUCAUGGACGAACGUCCCGUCGCUAUAUCUCAAGAGAAAUCUCAAUUUAAUGUCUCUAAAUAUAACACAAAAAGCUGCGAGGACAUAAAUGCUUUUGUCGAUGUUGGACGUACAAAGAAAAGUAAGCUAUUUGAGGAGAAAAGUAUUUUGAAUACCAAAGCAACCCCCGUUAUGAGGCCAAAACUACAUAGUAUUAGUGAAGAUAUUCUAGAUAUAUCUGAUUUCGGUGAUAGCGGUGUUGAUUUGAGACCCAGAAAAAACUUCGUGACCUCUACUCCCUUAUCAAACAGGAAGACAUGUCCCGUUGGUGAUUCUGUGUCAGUGAUUGAUUUUGAAAAGUGUUCAAACAGUGUCAGUGACUUAAAAAAAGGUAAUUCCGAACCAGAUAUUGCGAAUAGAAAUUCUGUGGACUCAUCUAAGACUUUAGAUGGUAGAAAACGCUGGAGUCUUCUUAAACCGUUGAAGCCUACGUUUCGAAAAGGAACUUUGGAUUGCUUAAUACGAUGGCGUGGAAAGAAAUCACAAAAUCAAUCCAAGUAA